Molecule: messenger RNA, 912 nt
Organism: Drepanopeziza brunnea f. sp. 'multigermtubi' MB_m1
Lineage: Eukaryota; Fungi; Ascomycota; Leotiomycetes; Helotiales; Drepanopezizaceae
Biological process (GO): maturation of LSU-rRNA; maturation of 5.8S rRNA
Cellular component (GO): preribosome, large subunit precursor
Source: RefSeq, a predicted model, not a curated record
AUGUGGGAGAACGGCGCAAGCACGAUCGAACAACACCAUCAAAUCACAAUGGCAGGAAACGUCUCGAAAAAGCGCAAGGCGGAGGAUAGAACCAAGAGCAAAACACGGCCGAAAAAGAAAUUCAAGAAGCAAACCGACUACGACAACCAAUCCUCAUCAGAAGACGAACCAGAGGCAGCGCAAGAUUUCCCAGCCGUAAAUCUCCAGGAUUCCGACGAAGAGGGACUCGAUGCCACAGAUCUGAUCGCUGCAGAAGAAUCCGAUUUAGAUCUCGGCAACGAUGAACCUGAUUUGGGAGACGAGGAGGAGGAAGUCACAGAUGCGUCGAAUUCCGACUCGGAGUCUGGCUCUGAUGACGAGGAGAGUGGCAAUCCUAAUUUGAUCAAGAAGCGGAAGCGCAAUGACCCCGAAGCAUUCGCGACUUCUAUGUCCAAGAUCCUAGGAUCGAAACUGUCGACGAGUAAGCGCAGCGACCCGGUGCUGUCGCGCAGUGUGGAUGCGAUUCAAGCUAGCAAGGAGAUUACGGAUCUGGCGCUGGAGAAGGCUGCGAGGCACAAGAUGCGAGUGGAGAAGAGGGAGGCGUUGGAAAAAGGUCGUGUGAAGGAUGUACUGGGGGCGAGUACGGCGUUUGAUGCUGCGAAUGGUGUGAAGGAUGGGCCAACUGUGCAGGAGACGCAAGAGCUGGAGAAGAGGCUAAGGAAAACGGCGCAGAGGGGUGUGGUAAAGCUGUUUAAUGCGGUCAGGGCAGCGCAGGUCAAAGGAGAGGAGGCUGCGAGGGAAGCUAGGACGAAGGGCUUGGUUGGACAGGGAAGACGAGAGGAUAAGGUCACUGAGAUGAGCAAGAAGGGCUUCUUGGAUCUCAUUGCAGGAGGUGGUGGCGGCCUCAAGGCUGGUGCCAUCGAGGAAGCAUAA